UAUUUUUAGUGAUUAAAUAUGAACGUUUUUAGUAAUCUCAAUGACCAACCUUGUAAUUAAUCCUAGUUAUUAGUCUCCCAAUAAGGCCAAGUUCAAGCUCCUCUGUAAUUGGAGUGGACUUGUACAUCAACAUACCAUGGCCCAAAGCCCAAUUAUCCCAAAACAGGCGCUAACGACAACUUUGUUUGAACUCAUUGUUCGCGGACCUCAUUCUUCGGCGGAAGCAAGCCGUCAUCUCACUAAUCUCCGGCGAUGCAUUUGCGACCAGCCAUCUAUGGCUAACUGCGGUGCUCAAAUAUCGACCCCAAUUAGAGCUCCGGCAUGGGUCUCAACGAGAAGACUGUUCGAGCAAAAGUUGCAGGAGCUUCACAAAUGUACAGACUUAGCCCACGUAAAGGAGGUUCAUGCCCAGAUAAUCAAGCAAAAUCUCCACACAGACCUCUACGUAGCUCCAAAACUGAUAUCGGCAUUCUCGCUUUGUCAUCACAUGAAGCUCGCUCUCAACGUCUUCAACCAAGUUCGGCACCCCAAUUUGCAACUCUACAACACUCUGAUUCGAGCUCAUGUCCGCAGCUCCCAACCUUCCAUGGCGUUCGCUGCUCUACUCGAGAUGCAGCAAAAUGGAAUCUUUCCUGAUAAUUUCACUUACCCUUUUCUUCUGAAAGCUUGUAAUGGAGAGCCCUGGUUGCCGGUUGUGCAGAUGAUACACGGCAGUUUGGAGAAGGUUGAAUUUUUCGGUGAUAUUUUCGUGCCCAAUUCGUUGAUUGAUAGCUACUCCAAGUGUGGUGCUUUAGGAAUUCAGUCUGCGAUGAGGCUGUUUAGGAGUAUGGACAGCAGAGAUGUCGUCUCUUGGAAUUCUAUGAUUGGUGGGCUGGUGAGAGCAGGGGAUCUGGGUGGUGCACGUGAACUGUUCGAUGAAAUGCCUGUAAGAGAUGCGAUUAGUUGGAACACGAUACUAGAUGCAUAUGUGAAGGCCGGAAAGAUGAACGAAGCAUUUGAGUUGUUUGAGAAAAUGCCUGAGAGGAAUGUUGUGUCAUGGUCCACGAUGGUCUCAGGUUACAGUAAAGCAGGGGAUAUGCAAAUGGCUAGAAUGCUGUUUGAUAAAAUGCCAACCAAGAAUAUGGUUUCUUGGACUAUUCUCAUAUCUGGAUAUGCCCAGAAGGGGCUGGCGCAGGAUGCGGUAAGUUUGUAUUCUCUAAUGGAGAAAUCUCGACUUAUGCUUGAUUCAGGGGCUGCUGUUAGCAUACUGGCUGCUUGUGCAGAGUCUGGUUUGCUUGGACUGGGGGAACGAGUUCAUGCCUCUAUUGCAAGGACCAGGUUAAUGCACCACGCUGAUGUAUCUAAUGCAUUGCUUGAUAUGUAUGCAAAAUGUGGCAGAGUAAAGAAGGCGUAUGAAGUGUUUGAGCGAAUGGCAGAGAGAGAUGUAGUUUCUUGGAACUGCAUGCUUCAAGGGCUAGCCAUACAUGGGCAUGGAGAUGAAGCACUCAUGCUCUUCUCCAGAAUGAAACAACAGGGUUUCAAGCCCGAUAAAUUCACUCUAGUAGCAGUUCUUUGUGCUUGCACUCACUCCGGCUUCAUCGACGAGGGCCUCAGGUACUUCAACAACAUGGAGAAGGAAUAUAGGAUUGCUCCCGACAUCGAGCAUUACGGCUGCGUGAUUGACUUGUUGGGCCGUGCUGGACGUCUCAACGAAGCAAUUAGGCUCGUGGAUUCCAUGCCGAUGGGACCAAAUGCUGUCAUCUGGGGUACCCUUCUGGGGGCCUGCAGAAUGCACAAUGCUGCUGAACUUGCUAAGCAGGUUCAAGAUCGCAUGGCGAGAUUCGAGGAGGCAUCAGAGCACGGUACUUGUUCGGUGCUGUCGAAUAUUUAUGCAGCUGCUGGGGACUGGGUGAAUGUUGCUAAUGUGAGGCUCCAAAUGAAGAGUGCUGGAAUCCAGAAGCCGUCUGGUGCCAGUUUCAUUGAGGUGGGUGAUAAAGUCCAUGAAUUCACUGUAUUGGAUAUGUCCCAUCCUGACUCUGGUGAAGUGUAUGAGAUGGUUGAUGGAUUGGUUCAGGAACUUAGACUGUUUGGUGAUCCCUCAAAUGAUCACCACCACACUCACUGAAUAUACCCCAUACUCUCAUUCAACUUUUGGCAUUCUUGUGUGUUCUCUGUAAAUAUUUAUAGACAACUAAUGAAGUUGAUAAGGGAAGCUCCGUCUUUAAAGACAUAAACAUAGCAAAUCAAAAGACGAAAAAUGUACUGUAAAAGAAGUAAAAAAAAUGUAAAAUUUCAGUUGUUUGAACAUCGCGCGAAGAUGAUGGAAAGAUUAGUUUGAUAUUUGUGUAACUUUUUGCAAAAAAAUAUCUUGAUCAAGAUGACAUUGAAAAGUUCAACACAUAGUUAUAUCAUUUCAACACAUAACUUCGUCUAAAUGUCAAAGUACUUGCUGUGCCCUAUCUUCUCUUUCUAUCCUAUCACAAUAUUGAGUUGAGUUUUUUUUUCAAGAAAGGUAUAAUCAAUGU
This is a messenger RNA of Linum trigynum, 2504 nucleotides long. Lineage: Eukaryota; Viridiplantae; Streptophyta; Magnoliopsida; Malpighiales; Linaceae. The record is from the annotation of a GenBank genome assembly.